Messenger RNA from Catharus ustulatus (Swainson's thrush), 1877 nucleotides. Its product is annotated as neuropeptide Y receptor type 2-like. The record is from RefSeq and is a predicted model, not a curated record. Gene Ontology annotation, molecular function: neuropeptide Y receptor activity. The transcript has 2 exons. Gene Ontology annotation, biological process: G protein-coupled receptor signaling pathway. Gene Ontology annotation, cellular component: membrane. Lineage: Eukaryota; Metazoa; Chordata; Aves; Passeriformes; Turdidae. Bases 303 to 1487 code for a protein of 394 amino acids.
CACGCUCUGUGCCUUUCUCUCAUUCAGGAGCGAAGGCAGCAUCCAGCUCUGAGACGGGGCUGUCACUCACCCUGCGAGAGGGGCUCUCCCGUGCUCAGGGAGGGCUCCCAAAGCCACUCCUGCUGAUGAAACACUCUCCAGCAGCCCAGAUCCUCACCUGACUUCCUCUCUUCUCCGAGGACAGUUGCAGAAAAGUGCUUUCUACUCCUUUGCCACAGGUUGACUUCCAGAGAGUGGAGAGGACCAAGUGCUCCAUCCUGGGCAGCGAUGAGACAGUGACUGGAGACCUCCUUCUCCUCCUUAUGGAAAGUCUCAGGCCAGGCAUGGGACCAUUGGAGGGAGCCAACAGCACAUUCACCGUGGAGAAGACAGCAUUAGGUGAGGAGCUGCCACAUGGCUGGCAUGCCAAGGACUUUGUCACUCCUACCCAGGAUCUCUCUGGGUCCCGCAGUGUCAUGAUGGACAGCACCAAGAUCCUGGGGGUCCAGGUCAUCCUGAUUGCUGCCUACUCCCUCAUCAUUCUGCUGGGGUUCAUCGGAAACUCCCUGGUCAUCUACAUCAUAGUGAAGUACAAAACCAUGAGGACUGUCACCAACUUCUUCAUAGCUAACCUGGCCCUGGCAGACCUGAUGGUGGACACACUCUGUCUGCCUUUCACCCUAGUGUACACCCUGCUGGACGAGUGGAAGUUUGGAGCUGUCCUUUGUCACCUGGUUCCUUAUGCUCAAGCUCUGAGUGUCCAUGUGUCCACUCUCACCCUGACUGUGAUUGCCCUGGACAGGUACCGCUGUAUAGUUUUCCACCUGGACAGCAGGAUUUCCAAGAGGCUCAGCUUCACCAUCAUAGCUGUCAUGUGGCUGGCAGCAGCUGUCCUGGCAGGACCUCUGGCCAUCUUCAGGGAGUACCGGUAUGAGGAAAUCCCAUCCAUUAACCUCAAAAUGGCUGUUUGCUCAGAAAAAUGGCCCUCUGGUAACAACAGAGAUGCCACCAUCUACAGUCUGUCCAUGCUCCUCCUGCAGUAUGUUCUUCCUCUUGCAAUUAUUUGUUAUGCCUACACCAGGAUCUGGUUCAAGCUGAAAAACCAUGUCAGUCCCACUUCUAGGAAUGAAAAUCAGUGCCGGAGGAGGAAAACAACCAAAAUGCUCGUGAUGGUAGUUGUGGUGUUUGCAGUUUGUUGGCUCCCCUUCCACAUAUUUCAGCUUGCCAUUGAUCUGGAUCUGGUUCUUAUCUUCCACGAGUACAAACUCCUGUACACUGUAUUCCAUGUGGGGGCCAUGUGCUCUACAUUUGUCAACCCCCUGCUCUAUGGAUGGAUGAACAAGAACUACAGGAAUGGCUUCCUCAUGUUCUUCCGUUGCCAGAACAAGCCUGAAAGCAUCCACACAGAAGGCUCAGUUAGAGGGAGGUCUUACAUCUUCAGGGCCAACACCCUAAAUGGGAGCAUCAAACAGACUCCUGGCAAUGGAGCACUGCCCACAGAGGUUUAGGGAUGGGACAUCCACCUCCAGCAUUGAGGCUGGCUGCACCCAGAGACAUUCCUGGGUGAAUGCCUUUAUUUGACAGAACACUGUGCUGCCAGUUAUAGCUACAGCAGCCAUGUAGAAAUAUUAAAUACCCCCUGUAUCUCUCGAAACAAUAAAUCUGGUGUAUUUUUGUCUGAGCAAAGAAAUUAAUUUUUCCUUUCACUGCGUUCAAGUUAUGCAUGGAGACACAUGAAAAAAUAACACACAGAGAAGGCUUUCAUUUAGCCAGAAAAAUACACCCUUCUUGCUAUUUCCAUUUGCCAAAGUGGGUUGCUCAACCUUUUACCCCCUGACACAUUACACAUUACAAAUGUGCAGCUGAUGCCGUGUGUGACUGUUCAUCUGUAUGUCUCC